UGUUGUGUCUCUAGUAGCGAAAAUCAGCUGUCAGUUUGUUGAAUGAUAUUUUUUUUACUACUUGCAUGAUUUGCCAGGUUACGAUAGGGGUAGAGUCCAGUUUCAAGCAGAACGUGAACUAAUUUAGAUCUAUGUGUUAUCCAUGUCAUUGUAAGUGCCGACGAAUAAGUUGACGGAAACGGUUUACUAGAGCUGAUAAGAGCGAUAAUUCGAUUGCGUGGAAUCACCAGGUAUCACCGUCAUGUCCAAACUAACGUCGUUGGCCAGACAAACCUGCAUUCGGAAGCAUCCAAUAGGUCAAUGUAAUAUUAUUACAGCAUCAGCAAAUGCUCAUCGAUGUGUUCAUAAUCAGGAGAAGAACGAAUCACGUUACGUAGUUAAACGAGAGGUUGAGGAAGUUAAAAUUCCAGUUCCAUAUGGCGAAAUAGCUGGAAAAUGGUGGGGACCCAAGGACGUUCGACCAAUCCUAUCCCUUCAUGGAUGGCAAGAUAAUGCAGGGACAUUUGAUACACUGAUACCGUUAUUGCCACAUCACAUAAGCUUCCUAGCUAUCGAUUUCCCUGGCCAUGGUUUGUCAUCUCGAAUCCCCAAUGGAAUGACUUAUCACACAUUCGAUAGUGUCUAUCUGGUGAAAAAUAUUAUGAAUCACUACAACUGGAAGAAAAUCUCAUUAUUGGGCCACUCAAUGGGGUCAAUUAUCAGCAUGAUUUUCUCAUCGAUAUUUCCAGAAAAGGUUGAUUUGUAUGUCGGUAUUGACGCACUCAAACCACAUAUAAAUGAUCCAACAAAAUUAGCAAAACGGUUGAGUAAAAGAAUACCUAAGAUAUUGGAAGCAGACAUCAGAAAUCAGAGCAAACAAGAACCUCCAGCGUACAGCUAUGAGGAACUGAUAGACCGUCUUCAUCUAGGUACGGAAAAAUCAGUAACAAAAGAAGCGGCUCCUUAUCUUCUAGAACGAAACAUUGAAAAAUCAUCUACGAACCCUGAGAAAUACUACUUCACCCGCGACAGUCGGCUCAAGUACAGUGGCGGCAUCGGAUGGGGCCAGGAUAUUAAUUUAGAACUCGCCAAAAGGAUGACCAUGCCUUACAUGUUCAUUAAAGCGCUACGUUCACCGUACUACGAGGAUAAGAAAUAUUUCGACGAAUACGUUACGCUUGUGCAGCAGAUUAACCCAACGUUUGAGCUAGAAUUUGUGGACAGCACACACCAUCUACAUCUGACCGAGCCACAGAAGAUUGCUCCGAUGAUAACGAAAUUUUUGUGUAAGCACUGGCAGAAACAGUCCGAUAGUGGGCGCCAGUAGAUAUGAGAUGUAAAAUAAAAUUCGUUCUCGUUAUAACAA
Malaya genurostris is the source of this 1345-nucleotide messenger RNA. RefSeq names its product probable serine hydrolase. Lineage: Eukaryota; Metazoa; Arthropoda; Insecta; Diptera; Culicidae. The transcript is spliced from 3 exons. The record is from RefSeq and is a predicted model, not a curated record. Bases 242 to 1306 code for a protein of 354 amino acids.